Cornus florida is the source of this 1662-nucleotide messenger RNA. Its product is annotated as endo-1,4-beta-xylanase 5-like. The transcript is spliced from 8 exons. Gene Ontology annotation, biological process: carbohydrate metabolic process. Gene Ontology annotation, molecular function: hydrolase activity, hydrolyzing O-glycosyl compounds. The coding region runs from base 1 to 1662 and encodes 553 amino acids. Lineage: Eukaryota; Viridiplantae; Streptophyta; Magnoliopsida; Cornales; Cornaceae. The record is from RefSeq and is a predicted model, not a curated record.
AUGGCUUCACCAUAUGGCCCUUCCAUGGCUUCACCAUAUGGUUCUCCCAUGGCUUCACCAUAUGGUUCUCCCAUGGCUUCACCUUAUGAGGGGCCACUGUACGAUUCUACUGCUUACACAGAGUGUAAAGCAUACCCGGAAAAGCCUCUUUAUGAUGGAGGGAUCCUCAAAGAUCAUGUUCCAGAUUUCACAUCAAAGAUUGGAAACAAUGGAACAGGAAUUCCAUUGCAACAUCUCACCCAAGGCACCAUUUACUGUUUUUCCAGUUGGGUCAAGAUAAAUAGUACCGAUUCAGCUCUUGUAAGAGCCAGCCUGACGACUGAGAGUACGACACUAGACUGUAUAGGGAACGUUGUGGCCAGGGAUGGUUGCUGGUCAUUCCUCAAGGGUGGAUUUGUAUUAGAUUCAUCAUCAAAUUUAUCCUUCCUAAAAUUUCAGAAUUCAAAUGACACAGACAUUGGUAUAGAAAUUGCAGGGGCUUCUCUGCAGCCAUUUACUGAGCAGCAGUGGAGAAUGAAUCAGGAUUACAUAAUAAACACUGAAAGGAAGCGUGCCGUGACAAUCCAUGUGUCUGAUGAACUUGGAGAUAGGUUGAAAGGAGCAACAGUUAGAGUAGAGCAAGUGUCUAAAGACUUCCCAUUUGGAUCUGCCAUAGCCGGGACUAUCAUUGGCAAUAAGCCUUAUCAGAACUGGUUUGUUGAGAGAUUCAAUGCAGCAGUUUUCGAGAAUGAACUCAAGUGGUACACUACAGAACCUAAACAGGGACAGAUCAACUACACUUUAGCAGACCAGAUGUUGGAAUUUCUCCGUGCAAACAAAAUUAUUGCCAGAGGACACAAUAUCUUCUGGGAGGACCCUCAGUAUAUUCCAACAUGGCUUGCUAACCUCACAAGUUAUGAACUGCAAUCAGCUGUCGACUCCCGAAUUGAAAGUUUAAUGAGCAAAUAUAGAGAAGAAUUCAUACACUGGGAUGUUAGCAAUGAAAAUAUUCAUUUUAAUUUCUUUGAGCAAAAGCUUGGUCCUAAUGCCUCCUUGCAUUUCUUCGAGACAGCACACCAAUCAGAUCCAUUGGCAACGCUGUUUCUGAACGAGUUUAAUGUUGUGGAGACUUGUAGUGACAGUAGAUCCAGUGUGGACGGCUACAUUUCGCGGAUGAGAGAACUCGAACGAGAUGGAGUGUCAAUGGGUGGAAUCGGCCUAGAGGGUCACUUCACAGAGCCUAACCUUCCGCUAUUGAGAGCUGGUCUAGACAAGCUGGCCACGCUAAGGCGUCCGAUUUGGCUUACAGAGAUCGAUGUCAACAACACAGUAUCUAUGGAAGUGCAGGCUGUUCAUCUAGAAGAAGUACUGAGAGAGAGCUUCUCACAUCCCUCUGUAAAUGGGAUAAUGCUAUGGACUGCCAUGCGUGCAGAUGGUUGUUUCCGGAUGUGCCUUACUGACAAUGAAUUCCGUAAUCUCCCUGCUGGUGAUGUGGUUGACAAGCUUUUGAAAGAAUGGCAAACUGGGAUUCUGGAAGGUCAUACAGAUGAAUAUGGUUCGUAUAGCUUCUCCGGAUUCUUAGGUGAAUAUAAGGUGACUGUUGAUUAUGGAAACGGAACUGCAGAUUCAACGUUCUCAAUUUGUCGCAGUGAUGAAACUAAACAUUUUUACAUUCAUCUGUAG